UCGAAUUUUUAGAUCUUUGGUGGAUGAAACAAAGAAAACAAUUACAAGUUGGCUUAUUUUGUUAUUGCAGAGUCCAAUAGGAUGUGGGCUAGUGCCUCGUUCGUCGGUGUACUCAUCAUCAUUGGACUGCCGCUCUGGUGGAAGACAACAGAAGUAUACAGGGUAACGUUACCAUACGAUCAGAUAAGUGCGUUCGACCAGCUACCUCGCACCAUCUCAACAGAUCUGAAAAUAUUGGCGAAUGAUGAGGCCACCGCUUCGGAGCUAGCCGCUUUGAUUGAGGUGGCUUUUGAGGAUUCCAACACAAUAAAGCCUAAAAUACACAAGGCAGUCCUGUCGGAUGAACUCCACCAUGCUUUGGAGUCAGUAGCAGAUGAACACGACGCAGUUGACGAGGUGGCAGCGGCUUACAAUCUGACUGCCCAUAACUGCUUCUACGUGGUGCAGAGGCGUCCUCUAUUCCAGCAAGUUUGGCUCGCUGGUGAAAGGGUCAUGUUCUUUAGAGACUCUGAAGAUGCGCCAAUAGUAGUGGAAGCGUUACAAAAGUGGGUAUAUCAGAUGUCUGUACUGGACGGUGGUCGUGCUGACAAUGCGGCGGAUAGUGCUCGCCGCACGCGUCUCCCCCCCUCCGCCGGGUACCACGUGGUACUGUCCGUGGUUCAUCCCACACCAGACAAGCUCAAGGUUAAUUUUGACGCUAAAGAAGCUGUCGAAGAUUACAUCGGUUCAUUUGUGGACGAGUUGAGUAUUCUACACAACUUCACGCUGAAGUCGCAGUGGCUCUACUUGCUGAAUUUCGAUUUUCAAGCCAGAGAGAUGAAAGAUAACAGCGAUAGUGGCCGCCAUUACUCUGUGCGUCGCGACAGACUGCACCGCCUCCUCACCGCCCUGGAGGAGCGCGCCGCCACGCACGUGGCCGCGCUGCCCACCGUCAACUUGGCUAUGUAUCUGGUGCCGUGCCGUAUGGCACCGCUUGUUAUAUAUCACGACGUCGCUAAACCAGUAUUGGCCCCGGUGCAAGCGUUCAUGUCCCCAAAGUGGGGUGGAGUGGUACUCGCCAGCCCUGAGGAGGUGGACUGUACUCCACAGGCCGUGUGGCAUCCUAACACGCGUCUCAUCAUGGGAACAUUCCUCGCCCAACUCAGGCCGUUACUCGGCAUCCCUGACACUGCUUUUAUUUCGGGCGCAUUUCUUGAGCCACUCCGUUCUGUGUCACCGCGGCGAUGGGAGCUAGACGCGUUGUUGCGUCUCCGCACACUAGAACAAAUCACCACCGCGCAGAGAACGUUACAGUCGCUCGCACAAUUACUGGGUGAAAUCUCAAACAUCGUUAUCAAUGACGAAGUGGGUGCUUCCAUCAAUUCAGCAGUGGAAAAUAUUCAGAAGGCGAGCGUGUUGGCCGCUGAAGGUGAUAUAAUAGCUGCGUAUGAAACAUCGAAGCGAGCUUAUCUAGCCGCUGAAACUGCCUUCAUGGAUCCCAGUCUGCUAGCUCUGUUGUACUUCCCAGACGAUCAGAAGUACGCUAUAUACAUCCCAUUAUUCCUACCGAUCAUGUUCCCUGUUGUGCUGUCCCUUAAGAACUUGCUGCUGUGGUUCCGAGGCAAGCCAGUGCAUAAAGACAAAACUGAUUAAUAUAUACAAUAUAUGAAUAAAUUUAUAAAUAAUAAGGAUUUGUUUUU
Molecule: messenger RNA, 1679 nt
Organism: Diatraea saccharalis (sugarcane borer)
Lineage: Eukaryota; Metazoa; Arthropoda; Insecta; Lepidoptera; Crambidae
Source: the annotation of a GenBank genome assembly